CCUCAAUGUGGGAUCCGAACCACGGCCCUGCUGCUCAGAGCUGGUGCUCCCAAGUGAGCUCUUGAAUCCACUUUUAACCAAUCACUGCUCCAACCUGCCUCGCUGCCAAAAGUAAACACCCACCUUCCUGUGUUUCUGACCCCUCCUCAUCCCCUGAGACCCACUGCAAGGAUGGCUCCCCUCAGUUCACAAGAUACAGCCACUUAAACCAUCCCCAGAUACUGAAGUAAUCUGAGCUUCCCCUUGUCUAGCCACCGGACUUUCAGGAUGGAUUGCAUCAUCUCUUGCUAAGUGCCAAGUCUUGGGACAACAGGGAUGAAGAGAACCUGCCACUGUCCCAGGAAGUGCCUGGGCCACAAGCAGGCAUGGCUGGCUGGAGAUGAGGGCUGGAAAUGGAGCACAGAGAGGCGAGAGCCUGGUUGGGGCACACGGCUGCCAUCCAGGGCACCUGGCAGCUGGACACUUACCGCCCCCACCCCCAGGAUGCUGCCAUCCUAGGCCAAAGCUACAGAGCAGGCCUUUGUUUUCAGGGGUCAGUGUUUGUUUUCAUGAGUAGAUGGAGCACGUCCACUGAGCCCUGUGGAAAACCGAGCCAGCCUCAGGACAGGGAUGUCCUGAGACCCCAGUAUUGGAGCCUCCUAUGUAAAACAUCUAUUUCUUACCAUACUUACUGCCUCCCCAACCCCACUUUGGGUGAACUAAGAGGAUGAUUCUGCUGUGUAGCUGCAUCACCAAAGAAUUAAGCUGGUCUCAGGGAGGGGCUCCUAGGCCUGGGGGCCAGAUGACCAGCUUCUUCUGGUCCUGGCGAGCUCUGGGGAAGUUGCCCCCUCUGAUGGCCACAAAGGGGCAGGCUGGUGGUUUCUGGGGCUCUGACCCACUCUACUAUUUCCAUGUCACUUAUUCAUACUUGGGGGAAGGAUCUGCCCAGAGCCCCAAAGAGUGCCCCGAGAGCCUGACAUCCGGGUCGCUGAGACACCAUCGCCUGGGACACUGCAGCCGGGGGUCUCUGUGGUGCUGUCAGCCUUGGAGGCAGAAACCAUUCGCCAGUGCCGGCAGAAACCAUUCGCCAGUGCCCAGUCUUGCCAGGAAGGCAGGGUCCCUUUAAGCCUUGCCUCAUUCGUCAGUUUGUUGCUAUGUAUGAGACCAACUUCCUUAGCAACCAGUUAGCCUCUCUUAAAGGGGCCCUGGAGUAGCGGUUGCCACUAGCCAUGGCUCCCAAAAAGAAGGCAAGUAAGGGAGCCAAGGAGCCCAAGGUCAAGAAGAAAGGUGGCAAGAAGGAUUCCAGCAUGGUCAUGGAAAUGCCUUUAGCGGAGGAGACCCGGGAGUUCUACCACAUCCAGAUCCGAGACCUGGAGGACAGGCUGGCCCGGUACCAGCGUAAGUGGGAUGAGCUGGCCAUCCAAGAGAAGCUGUUACGCCAGGAGUUUGAGCAGUUGGCCAGCAACAAAAAGGAGAUCGUGGCCUUCCUCAAGCGUGCGCUCAACCAGAGGGUGGAUGAGAUCACGGACCUCAACAAGCAGCUCCAAAGCAUGCAGCUGGCCAGGGAGCUGGAGAAGGAUGCCUUCGAGGCACAGCUAGCCCAGGUGCGCCAUGAGUUCCAGGAGACCAAGGACCAGCUCACCACAGAGAACAUCAUCCUUGGUGGGAAGCUGGCAGCCCUGGAGGAGUUCCGGCUGCAGAAAGAGGAGCUCACGGAGAAACUCACAUGGCUGGAGGACCAGCUGCAGACGCAGGGGAAGGAAUACAAGAACUACGUGUACAACCUGGAGAAGAAGUCGGUGCUGGACAAGGACAGACUGCGGAAGGAGAUCAUCCAGCGUGUGAACCUGGUGGCCACUGAGUUCCGCAAAGUGGCCACUGACCAGAUGUGGAACACGACAAAGCGGGUCAUCCGGGAGAACAACACCAUGACCCUGCAGCUGUCCAAGGCCUCCCGGCACGGCAUGCAGCUCCUGCAGGAGAAUGAGCGGCUCAAGGGCGCCCAAGACAAACUGUGCCAACAGCUGGAGGUGCUGGAGAGCACCAAGAAGAUCAUGGCUCACCGCAGCAGAGGUCACCACAAGAUCAUCCUCAUGCUGAGGGAGAAAUGCCACGAGCAACAGAAGGGCAGAGUGGAGGCUGAGCAGCUGUGCCUCCUGCUGAGCCCAUUGGAGCAGAGCUUGAAGCAGCUGCAGAAGGACAAGCAGGAACUGAGGAGCCAGCAAGACCAGCUGAGCCUGCAGCUGGAGCAGCUGCAAGCCGAGGUGCAGCGGCUCCAGCAGGAGCUGACCGAGGAGCAGAAGGUUCGGGCAAGCCUGGAGACAGCCCUGGCCCAGGCCACCUCCUUCCUACAGGACAUUCUGCAGAUGCAACCAGAGCCAGAAGACAGCAAUUCUGAUGCAGUGUUCCAGCAGCAACACAAGAAAAUGCUGCAGCAACUGCUGGCCGUGCUCAGCUCGGCCAUGUUCCUAAGCCCCCAGAUGGUUGCGUGUCCCCGCCAGGAGAACCAGCCCCAUGGCCCGCGCAAGGAGAGCACCCAGCCACCCAAGAUGGGAUGUCUGCUGCAGCAGCUGUCCAGUAUCACACCCUACCAGCUGGGGGACCUGGGCUUGGUGCCUCGAAGGGCCCACAUCCCACCCAACCCUGAGGACCUCAGGCUGCUCUCUCAUACUACCCGUGUGGGAAUCUUCAACACACAGAGCAUCUCUGAGGAUGGUCUGAGGCUUGACCAGGUUCCCUCACAGCACAUCCCAAAGCCAUGGACGACUCCAGUCCUAAAAGACACCCUACAGCGCAUCUUUGGGACCAGCCAGGUGUUCCAAAGCUUUGGUGAUACAAGACCAACGACCACUGGGUUAACAGUGUCCCUCAAAGUCAAGGAGUACUACCAGCGAGGCCAUCGGUGCUUGGAGAAGGAAGACUGGGAGUUGGCCGUGCUGUUCUUCUCACGUGCCCUCCACCUGGACUCCCAGCUGGUAGACUUCUAUGCCCUAAGGGCCGAAGCCUACAUCCAGCUCUGCGACUUCUCCUCAGCCGCCCAGAACCUGCGGAGGGCCUACUUCUGCCAGCCAGAGAACACCAACUACCUGGAGCGGCUCAGCUUGGUGCUUUACCUGCAGGGCCAGUGCCUGUUUGAGCAAUGUGCCUUUGUGGACGCCCUGAGUAUCUUCUCGCAAGCCUCUGAGCUCCAGCCCGAGAAACCCCACUUCCGUUACCGAUGCAUGGCCUGUCUCCUGGCCCUCCAGCGGCAUCAUGACUGCCUCUUGCUCGUCACCAAAGAGGUGAAGGAUGGCACGACCAAUGCUGAUGUCUACAUCCUCCGGGCUAGGCUCUAUAACUUCUUCCAGAAGGUAGAACAGGCAGGGUGGGGCAGGGGUGGCCUUCCCCCCAGAGCCUGGUUGCUCCCAGCAUGCCCCAAGAUUACAGGAGGCAACUAGGCCAUCAAGCAGCCCAGAAGCCACAUCCUCACAGUGUGACAGGGACAGUCUGGGCAGAGGCCUGACCAGCACUCACCACUCAGUGGCCAGUCAGGUAGUUGCUCCAUUGUCACUCAGCCCUGGCUCUGUGCCAGGCCUGCGCUGGCCCCUGGAAACCACAAGAUGAGAGACCUAUGCCGUUGCUACCCUCACAGAACUCACAGCCCAGGGGAGACGUCCCUAAACAGAUAAUUACAUGAAGAAUGAUUUCAGGAGAAUACGUAGCACCACCUGAGAUCGACUAGAUAAAGUGGCCCCUCCUGCUGCCUUCCUUUCUUAUUUACCUCAGUGAAUGUUUACUAAGCACCCCAGCUGGUACAUCCCCUGGGCUGGGCAUGGAGACAGACAGUACAGGGAAUGGCUUAGGGACGAGGGAGGCUUGAGGUCACAAAGGAGGAGGGGACCCCAGGCAUGGGAAGGCAUUGGACAGGGCCCUGUGAACCCAGGACGACCCUGACUUCUUCCUGGGGACAUCGAGAACCUCAUAAGGGUGCUCCCCAAGGCAGUGGGCUUUAGAAAGAUCCUUCUGGCUUCCGGGGGAGCGUGGGCUGGAGGGUGCAAGGCUGGAGGUGGGAAGCCGGGGGAGGAGGCG
Molecule: messenger RNA, 4047 nt
Organism: Hipposideros armiger (great roundleaf bat)
Lineage: Eukaryota; Metazoa; Chordata; Mammalia; Chiroptera; Hipposideridae
Gene: CFAP157
Product: cilia and flagella associated protein 157
Exons: 13
Coding region: 1209-3416 (735 amino acids)
Biological process (GO): sperm axoneme assembly
Cellular component (GO): cilium; ciliary basal body
Molecular function (GO): microtubule binding
Source: RefSeq, a predicted model, not a curated record